This is a messenger RNA of Mercurialis annua (annual mercury), 2868 nucleotides long. Its product is annotated as subtilisin-like protease SBT2.5. Gene Ontology annotation, molecular function: serine-type endopeptidase activity. Bases 243 to 2705 code for a protein of 820 amino acids. The record is from RefSeq and is a predicted model, not a curated record. Lineage: Eukaryota; Viridiplantae; Streptophyta; Magnoliopsida; Malpighiales; Euphorbiaceae. Gene Ontology annotation, biological process: proteolysis. The transcript is spliced from 11 exons.
UCAACAGUCAAAACCAAAAAAUAAAAUAAAAACUAUCACUUUCCUUUUAUUACUCACUAUCAAAUAAAUACUAUGUCUUGUUCUUGAUCUCCAUCACACACUCACACACCUACACACUAUGCUUACUUAAUCUUCUUCUUCAUUACCACAUUAUCUCAAUGCAUUGACUUGCUUUCAUUUUCUUGAUCCCAUUCUUAGAUCUUGUGGGCUGGCUGGAAGUGGAUAAAAGAAACUGAUAAGUGAUGAAGAUGGUAGUUUUUAACUGGUUAGUUCAAUUGAGUUUGCUGGCCUUAUUGGCUACUUUGAAAGCUGAGAUUUAUAUAGUGACAAUGGAAGGAGAUCCUGUAAUAAGUUAUAGAGGAGGUGUUCCUGGCUUCGAAGCUACUGCUGUAGAUUCGGAUGAGGAUGAGAAGAUUGACACCACUAGUCAAUUGGUCACAUCCUAUGCUGAGCAUCUUGAGCAGACACACGACAUGCUUCUUGGCUCAUUGUUUGAACAUGGAAGUUAUAAAAAAGUCUACAGCUAUAGACAUCUUAUAAAUGGUUUUGCAGUUCAUGUAUCUCCUGAACAGGCAGAAACACUAAGGCGUGCCUCUGGUGUAAAAUUUGUGGAGAGAGAUUGGAAGGUGAGGAGACUUACAACACACACUCCACAGUUUCUGGGAUUACCAACUGGAGUAUGGCCAACAGGAGGUGGCUUUGACAGGGCGGGAGAGGAUAUUGUGAUUGGAUUUGUUGACUCCGGAAUUUUUCCUCAUCAUCCGAGCUUUGCAUCACAUCUCAGCGAUCCAUACGGGCCUCUUCCCAAAUACAGAGGAAAAUGUGAAGUUGACCCCGAUACCAAGAGAAAAUUUUGCAACGGAAAGAUUAUUGGAGCUCAGCAUUUUGCUGAAGCUGCUAUUGCAGCUGGUGCAUUCAACCCUUCCAUUGAUUUUGCUUCACCCUUGGAUGGUGAUGGACAUGGAAGCCAUACAGCUGCUAUAGCAGCUGGAAAUAAUGGAAUUCCUGUGAGAAUGCAUGGCUAUGAGUUUGGUAAAGCGAGUGGGAUGGCUCCUCGUGCCAGGAUUGCAGUGUACAAGGCACUCUACAGGCUUUUUGGAGGCUUCGUUGCUGAUGUAGUAGCUGCCAUUGAUCAGGCAGUUCAUGAUGGAGUGGAUAUGCUCAGCCUCUCAGUGGGUCCUAAUAGUCCUCAAGCAACUACCAAGACAACAUUUCUUAACCCCUUUGAUGCUACCCUUCUUGCAGCUGUCAAAGCGGGUGUAUUUGUUGCACAAGCAGCUGGUAAUGGAGGUCCUUUCCCUAAAACCUUGAUUUCUUAUAGUCCCUGGAUAACAUCUGUAGCUGCCGCAAUUGAUGAUCGGAGAUAUAAGAACCAUCUGACUCUGGGAAAUGGGAAAAUCUUGGCUGGACUGGGUUUAUCACCCUCUACCCAUCCAAAUGGAACAUAUACCUUGGUUUCAGCAAAUGAUGUGUUGCUAGAUUCUUCUGUGAUGAAGUACAGUCCUUCAGACUGCCAGAGACCUGAAGUGUUGAACAAAAACUUGGUUGAGGGGAAUAUACUUCUUUGUGGUUAUUCCUUCAAUUUUGUUGUUGGUACUGCAUCAAUCAAGAAGGUUUCAGAAACAGCCAAGAGUCUUGGUGCUGUUGGCUUUGUUCUUGCUGUGGAAAAUGUUUCUCCAGGAACAAAGUUUGAUCCCGUCCCUUCUGCUAUUCCUGGGAUUCUCAUCACGGAUGUCAAGAAAUCCAUGGAUCUUAUAGACUAUUACAACAUUUCCACACCAAGAGAUUGGACCGGACGUGUGACGAAAUUCAAUGGUAAAGGGAGCAUUGGCGAUGGCUUGAUGCCUAUACUCCAUAAAUCAGCACCACAGGUGGCAUUAUUCUCUGCUCGAGGGCCCAACAUUAGAGAUUUCAGCUUCCAAGAUGCAGAUCUUCUUAAACCGGAUAUCUUGGCUCCUGGUUCUCUUAUUUGGGCUGCUUGGUCUCCAAAUGGAACGGAUGAGGCAAAUUAUGUUGGAGAAGGAUUUGCCAUGAUAUCGGGAACUAGCAUGGCGGCCCCACAUAUAACAGGGAUAGCGGCUCUUGUGAAGCAGAAGCACCCUCAUUGGAGUCCUGCUGCCAUCAAAUCAGCCUUAAUGACAACAUCAGCAAAGCUAGAUAGAGCGGGAAGACCUCUUCAAGCGCAACAGUACUCUGACACGGAAUCUUUGAAGCUGGUCACGGCUACUCCUUUUGAUUACGGGAGUGGUCAUGUUAAUCCAAGGGCUGCUCUGGAUCCCGGACUCAUCUUUGAUGCAGGUUAUGAGGAUUACUUGGGAUUCUUAUGUACAACGCCGGGUGUUGACGUCCACGAGAUUAGGAAUUACACGAACAGACCUUGCAACUUCACCAUGGGCCACCCAUCUAAUUUCAACACCCCAUCAAUCACUCUAUCCCAUCUAGUGAAAACUCAAACAGUUACUCGAACUGUAACGAAUGUCGCGGAGGAAGAAACGUAUGUGAUCUCUACCAGAAUGCAACCUGCCGUUAAAAUUGAAGUUAACCCUUCAGCAAUGACUCUAAAAGCCGGUGCAUCACGGAAGUUUUCUGUGAGUCUCACUGUUAGAUCAGUGACCGGAACAUACAGUUUCGGUGAAAUAUUUAUGAAAGGCAGCCGAGGGCACAAAGUAAAGAUCCCAGUGGUAGCUAUGGGAUACUGGCGAUAAAUUAUAAGUUGGUUGAUAAUAAUAUUCUUUGUAACAUGUGGUAAUAAGCUAUAAGGGUUUAUUUGAGAAUAUAUAUAUGUGGAAUAGUUGUAAAGAUGACUUAUGUAAGGGAGAUACUCCCUAGUUUCUUCCAAUAGUAAGUUUUGCUAAUUGUUUUGCUAAA